Osmerus eperlanus (European smelt) is the source of this 5113-nucleotide messenger RNA. RefSeq names its product neuregulin 2b (gene nrg2b). Gene Ontology annotation, molecular function: signaling receptor binding. The coding region runs from base 1149 to 3266 and encodes 705 amino acids. Gene Ontology annotation, biological process: nervous system development; intracellular signal transduction; animal organ development. Lineage: Eukaryota; Metazoa; Chordata; Actinopteri; Osmeriformes; Osmeridae. The record is from RefSeq and is a predicted model, not a curated record. The transcript is spliced from 12 exons.
UGGUCCUCACGUGUGCCAACAUGCUGAGUGUUCGAAGCCACACACACGCACCAGCCUUUAAUCUUCAAACUCAACCUGCAAGACUUGCUGCCCGUGCAAAAGAUUAUGCGGGUGUCUUUUAUUAAGUGGAUGUCUUAAAGGUGUCCUAAGUCUCCCUUUUGGAACAGUGGCCUCUGGUUGGACUGGCUCACCGUUUUCCAAAACUCACGGUUUGAAUCCAUUCAGAGAUUUUCGCAGCGUUAGUCAUCAGCAACCAUCCGCAGUGUAGCCUAUAGUGUCUCUACCAACUGACACUCGUGGACAACUCAGUGAUUCAGUAGGAUAUACGCACUAGGGCUGGUCUGCUGUGUGCGCGGAUUGUUCUAUAACCGAACUGAGACUGCGAAGCUCUAAUGGUCACAUGUGGUUCUGCCUCCCGGCGGUUCGGUCAGUGGUCUGUUGGGUGUUGGGCGCGCGGCUGCUCCGGUCAUUAGUGUGUUUGCGCAGGAAAGGCUAACGGACGCCAGUGUCCGGGCAGGUGAUGUUUGCUCACGUAAGCCGCUCGCGUUUGAGGGGUGCAGGGGACGCGGCUGGAGGGAGCGCGCUGUUGCAUCGCCUCACCGGAUAACCGGAUAACAGCUAUAUUUUUCGUCUCCGUAUUUUGGCAAAAAAGGGAAUCGGUGUUCUGUCUCUGAGACUGGACCAUAGACCGACCUUGUGUGUGUGCGUAUUAAUGCUUUCUGUGCGCGGAAUCUGAAAACCCUUUUGCUUCUAGAGUCUAUGCGCCCACCCAUGCGAUGACAUUUGUUGUAGAGAGAGGAUAGAGGCUUCAUGCAGAACCUCUGGUUUCAACAAGAGGGUAAUUUACGAGUCUUGUAUUGCGUUUCAGGAAGAAAAAAACGGGUUGAAGGAGAAUGCAGCAGCCAGAAUUUUAACCAUGCAGAACCGGGUCGUUUCCGGUUCUUAGGCUAGUGUGUCCCCAUCUGAAAUCGUAUGGGGAAAGCGGCAGACACAGAUGGCAUGGACACUUACGCAAGGUCUGCCGCUCUGCCCUGCUAUCGGAGCCUAUUCGCAGUCUCCCACUUCAACCCCGCUCCGUCAUCCGCGCCCCUCAGCCGCCCCAGCACUGCAGCAACGCGCCCAUCGACCGCGGAGCCACGGCCGACGGCAUGAGGCUUGAUCCGGUGCAUUUCUCCAUGCUGGUCAUCGGGGUCUCCUUCGCCUGCUACGCCCCGAGUCUCAAUUCCCUCCAGGACCAGGCGUACCGAUCCGCCGUGGUAAUCGAGGGCGAGGUGCGCUCGUCACCGGAAAACGUCUCCCGGGAGCCGUACAGUGUGAAUGUCAAAGUGCUGGAUGUGUGGCCCGUGAACAGCGGCGGACUCGAGCGGGAGCAGCUCGUUACCGUCGGGGACUUCGGUUCCGAGGCCCCGUGCACCAAUGUGGAGAAAGACCACAGGUAUAUCUUUUUCAUGGACCCAACGGCUGAGCCGUUAGUAUUCAAGGCAUCGUUUGCUCCACUAGACGCCAGCGGAACGGACCUAAAGAAGGAUGUAGAGAGCGUGUUGUGCGAGGACUGCGCGGCAGCCCCAAAGUUGCGGCCCAUGCGGGGCCAGUCUCUGAUCGAGGGAGAGCGGAUGUAUCUGAAGUGUGAGGCAUCGGGCAACCCCAGUCCCUCCUUCCGCUGGUACAAAGAUGGCAGAGAGCUCCAGAGGGGGAGGGACCUCAAAAUCAAGACAAACAAGAAAAACUCCAAAGUCCAGAUCAGCCGUGUGCGGCUAGAAGACUCUGGGAACUACACGUGUGUGGUGGAGAACACGCUUGGCCAGGAGAACUUCACCAGCUACAUCACCGUCCAGACCUUGACCACCACUCUGUCUCCGGGCGUGAGCCACGCGCGGCGCUGUAACGACACAGAGAAGGCCUACUGCGUUAACGGGGGAGACUGUUACUUCAUACACGGUAUUAACCAGCUCUCAUGCAAGUGUCCAAAUGACUAUACAGGUGAUCGCUGUCAAAACUCCGUCAUGGCCGGUUUCUACAAGCAUCUUGAAAUUGAAUUUAUGGAGGCGGAGGAACUGUACCAGAGACGGGUGCUGACCAUCACGGGCAUCUGUGUGGCUUUGCUAGUGGUGGGCAUCGUCUGCGUGGUGGCCUACUGCAAAACCAAGAAGCAGAGGAAGAAGAUGCACAGCCACCUGCACCAGAACCAGUGUGUGGAACAGCCCAACCGGAUGCUGGCCAAUGGGCCGAACCACCCAGGCCCAGGCCCAGAGGAAAUCCCCAUGGUGGAUUACAUCUCUAAGAACGCGCCCACCACAGAGUGUGUUAUACGACACGGAACAGAGGGAGCAGGCAACUAUGCAGGCAGCCGAAUGUCCACCAGGUCCCACCACUCCUCCACGGCCUCGCACGCCUCCAGACACGAGGAGAGGACGUGGAGCAUGGAGAGGACAGACAGCAUGAACUCAGACUGCCAAUCAGGGGCACUGUCUUCAUCAGUAGGCACCAGUAAGUGCAGCAGCCCGGCCUGCAUGGAGGCCCGGGCGUGGAGAGCUGCCCAGCGGGGGGGCCUGGAGGGGGCGGGGCAGGGCAUGGCGUACGGAGACUCCUAUGACUCGCUCCGAGACUCACCUCACAGCGACAGGUAUGUGUCAGCCUUGACCACACCGGCACGGCUAUCUCCAGUGGAGUUCCACUACCCCCCGCUUCCUCCCCAAGUACCCACCUUCCAGAUCACCUCCCCCAACACAGGCCACGCCCUCUCCCUCCCUCCUGCUGCUGCCGCCUACCACCGUGAGGACGACCAGCCCCUGCUGUGCUGCCCAGAGGACGGGCGACUCUACCGGCAGCCCCGUCGCCCCCGGCGACCCUACCUGGCGGACAGCACAGGGAGCCUACCGUCCAGCCCCUACCAUCUCCCUGACGAAGAGGCCUACGAGACCACCCAGGAGUACGCCUCCUCUCGUGAGCCAAUCAGGAGUCGCCGACGCCCACGCCGGAACCGCCUCAACGGACACGUCUCCCAGCGUGCAAUGGGCCUACGGGACUACAGCUCCCAGAGCUUCAGCCAGUCCGAGGAGGAGGACGAGGAGGAAGAGGGUCACGGGGAGAGCACACCCUUCCUUAGUAUGCAGAACAUGAACAUGGAGCCGUGUCCCGGUUACCGGUCGUCCUCCUCCGGGCCGGACUCACGGACUCACCGGGGCCUGAGCCGCCCCAGUACCCGCAGCAACGGACAGAACCGAGGCUCCCAGCCACGCACCAAACCUGACAACACACCCCUUUAAGACCCUCCCACUCACCCCCACCUUCUCCUUUCCCCACUCCUGACUCCCCCCCUCCCACACACCUGACCACUGACCUCGACCCCCCCACCCCACACAAACAGUGGACUAGAGACCUGCACCUAGGAGAAAUAUUUUUAUUUUGUAUAACAAGACAGAUAUUCUAAACAAAUGAAAUAUUUAUUUUCAUUUCAGCAAAAAUUGUCUACUAGCGAACAGCAAAGACUUUUUUUAUAGGGGGAAGAAUAUUUAUAUGUAAAGUUUUUGAUUUACAGCAUUAUGAGAGUAAAACAAAGAGAGAGUAUUACGUGCCAAUUUUUUCACGAGUUAGAUAAUAGAAUAAUAUUGUGGUGCCUUUUGCUGUAUGCUGAAGCUGGAGGUCCCGUUGAGUUUUUGUAGCCUUUCUUAUACAGACUCCUCGUUUUUUAUAGACCAAUCUCCUUCCUCCUUUCUUUUCUCUGAGUUUGGGAUCUUCCUAUUUUAACUGUGAUAUGAUUCUGUCAUCAUGCAAUAUGAAUCACUCCUGUGUAAAGGUGUAUGUUUACAUGAGUAGGAACCACAUGCACGCUCGUUUCAUGGGGGCAUUCUUUCAAAGACGCAACAGGAUGUGCUACUGUCCCAGACCGGAAGUCAUGGGCUAGUUUUGACGAGUCACUCAGACAAACUUCCAUCUGUCAUUCACGUCAUCCGUUACCCCUCAUUGUGUGUUGUUGUUUCCUUAGAAACAGAAUGAUGCUGGAGUUUGAAGGGAAGAUGUAAUACAAGGUAUGUGCACAGGCGUUCAGGGUGUUGUGACUAUGGAGAGCAUGUGUGGGUGUAUGCUUGUGUGUGUGUGUGUGUUUGUGUGUGUGUGCAUGUGUUUAGUGCUGUGCAUUGGUGUGUAUGUGUCUUCAUCUAUCUAGAGUGUGGUCUCUGUUAAUCUUACAUCCGCCACACACCAAUCAUCAUGCAGCCGAAGCUCCAUUGCACUGUAAGACCUCCUUCCAUGAGCAGUCAUUGGCCAGGGAGCUGCCAAUCUAACCACCCCAACCAAUCCAGUCAAUCCAGCCUGAUUCUGGCCUCCCAUGGACUGCCCACCCCUGUUCCUAUGCCAGCAGCUUUUAGCCGCACUGUGUCUCAGGACUUUCCCAUCCCAUCCAGUAAAAAAACUCCAUCCCCCAUAAGUCCACAGGCCAGAUCCACUGUCUGUCUGUCUGUCUCAUGUGUGGCCAUGAUGGGAGUUUAGGAUGAAUUCGGAAUGAAACUUGAAAAAAAAAAGUCUGGUUUGUGAAAUCCCUAAAUGCAGAUACAGUGUGUGGUUCUAGUAUAUGGGUCUCAGUGUGGGUGAAGCCAACACGUUCAGUAAGGUACGCGUGGGGGAUUAAGACGGUCAAAUGUACUGACACGGGUUUGCUGUGUGAAGUCUGUACCUGCUCGUCGAAAUGACAGCACUGGUUCGCUGCAUGACUGACAACACAGGUUCAUUUAGCCACACCUCUCUCACGUGAACUGCCCGUCUGCAGUGCGUUUGAUACUGAUUGUUGUUGUUUUUUGUCUUAUUUCUUCUUCUUUUUUAUCACAGCCAACAGACGAUGUAUGAUAAUAUUAUUACUUCUUGCAUCCUUGGUUUGCAUAUUUCCUAUACCUUUAUUGAUUAACAUAAGUAUACCUUGCUUGGUCAUAUUGACUGAAUUAUCUGAUACAUGUCUGUUUGUCUCUGUCCACCUUUUGAAUCAACCUAUCUAUCAGAGAAUCUUAAGAUAGAAAAAGAGGUGGCGGUGUUGCAGGUAGCAAAGCCGUCCACUCAACUGUAGGCAGCCAGCCGCUCCUUACAAUUCAGCUCAGAGGUAAUAAUGAUAUCAGACAGAAGC